This is a messenger RNA of Emiliania huxleyi CCMP1516, 1839 nucleotides long. RefSeq lists its product as hypothetical. Gene Ontology annotation, cellular component: nucleus. Bases 1 to 1839 code for a protein of 612 amino acids. Gene Ontology annotation, biological process: double-strand break repair via nonhomologous end joining. The transcript has a single exon. Gene Ontology annotation, molecular function: DNA binding; DNA-directed DNA polymerase activity. NCBI's taxonomy places the organism in Eukaryota, Haptophyta, Isochrysidales, Noelaerhabdaceae. The record is from RefSeq and is a predicted model, not a curated record.
AUGGGAGCUUUUCUCAAGGGCUAUAGUGCAGAGAAGAAAUACACGCCGGCGGCCUCGAGAAUGCCGUCUCGGUCCCCUGUCUUGUCGGCAGCGUCCUCGCUCGUCGCCUCGCUCGACGUAUCCGAGGCGACGAAGCAGCUCCGCAAAGAGAAGACGACGAUAGUGCAAUGCGCACGUGGCGCGCUCUACUACCUGCGCGACAUCAAAGACAGCGAGGCGGUCUGCGAGCCGCUAGACGGUGGCGAUGAAAGCACUCACACUCUGGCAAGCCUCUGGCAAGUGACAGGCUACGACAGCGAUGAGGAUGGGCUCGCGAGAGAUCCACGGGUGACGAAUAUAAAGCGCCAGCGCACGUCGGCGGGCUCAUCAUGCUCCGCUCUCAUACUCCAACCGUCGUCUGCGCUGACUGCAGCAAUCGAUAAGGAGCCCACUGCUGCCGAGCGGAUGCUGCGCAAGGCGUUUCCGCUGGUGUCGCCGCACGGCACGGCCCAUCUCGAGAAAGCGCUGCGCGAACUCGAGAAGUACGAGCUGGUCUGCCAGGGCGACGACUAUGCCGACCCGGAGUGCCUCGCGACCAACUCCGAGGCGUUGCAGUACGCGCGCGCAAACGCCGUCGUCAAAGGCCUGACGUGGUCGAUCAGCGCGUCCCUCGCGUCGCGCGGGCGGGGGCGCACCCUCGAGCGGCUCAAGGCCGAGCCGUUCCUGGGCGAGUCCAAUGCGCGGAAGGUGCUCGACAUCGUCGAGACCGGCACAUGCGGGCGGACCCUCUCUCGCUUCCAGCGCGGUGAAGCGCCCCUGGACAGCAGCGGCAGCCGCCGCGUGCAUGCGCACAGGAGCGAGCUUGGAGCCACGAGGCGCAUGACCGGCGCCCCGGCAAAGCUGGAGCUCGCCUCCGUGCUCUGCCUCAGCGCCAUCCGUGCCGGGGAGCUCGUGGACGAUACGCGCGACCCGAUCCGAUCCAUCGCCGAGCUGCGCGCGCGCCCCGACAGGCUCGCCAGCCUCGGCGGCGGGGUCCGACUGCAGCACUCGCUGGCGGUGCACGAGGACUUGCAGGAGCCCGUGCCCGCCGACGACGCCAUCGCGAUGCUGAGGACGGUGCAGGAGGCCGUGCGCGCGCUCAGCAUACCGCACGCGAACGGCUGGCACGCCGAGUUUGUGGGCGGCGGCCGCACGCGCGGGUUUGCAGGGCACGACGUCGACCUCCUCCUAAGCCACGCGGAGGAGAUGGCGAGCUUCCUGGACGGCAACGGGCAGCCCGUCUUCGUGAUCAACCUGCUGCUCGAGGAGCUGGUGCGGCGGGGGCGCGUGCUGCCCAAGACGGAGGCGUACCACAACAAGAAGACGGCGAGGUAUCGCCACGAGACGCCGCGGCCGUACCUGAGUGACCUCCACAUGGCCAAUGAGACGAGCAAGGGCUACGAGAACCUGCACCACGACCACCACGACAAGUUCUUUGGCAUCUGGCGCAGCGCGCGCACGAGCAAGCUGCACCGGAUCGACAUCGUCGUCUGCUCGCACCCGGAGGAGCUCCCGUUCGCGCGGCUCGGCUGGACGGGCACGCGUACGCUCAACCGGAUGAUGCGGCUGCGCGCCAUCGAGCUUGGCCUCUACCUGGGAGCGCACUCCAUCACCGCACGCGGUAGCCAGACGCCAGGGUCGACCACCACGCAGGUGGUCGUCGAGGCGCGGCCUGGGCGGACGCCCGUGACGGUCACGCUGCAGAAGCUGGAGCCCCUGCCAUUCGAGUACGUGCGCUCGGAAGAGGCGAUCCUCCGCGUGCUGGCGUGUGGCACCGACGAUUUCAUCAACCUCGUGGAGCCGACGAACCGCAACGCGUGA